This is a messenger RNA of Hippoglossus stenolepis (Pacific halibut), 1031 nucleotides long. Its product is annotated as homeobox protein Hox-A13a. The record is from RefSeq and is a predicted model, not a curated record. Gene Ontology annotation, biological process: regulation of transcription by RNA polymerase II. Gene Ontology annotation, molecular function: DNA-binding transcription factor activity, RNA polymerase II-specific; RNA polymerase II cis-regulatory region sequence-specific DNA binding. The transcript is spliced from 2 exons. Lineage: Eukaryota; Metazoa; Chordata; Actinopteri; Pleuronectiformes; Pleuronectidae. The coding region runs from base 78 to 983 and encodes 301 amino acids.
GGGAACCAGUAUCUCCUUUUUUCAGUCUGUGGUCUUUUUUAAAAAGAGCCAGAAGCUCUAAUGUUGGAUGCCGUGCUAUGACAACGUCACUACUGCUCCGUCCGCGCUGGGUCGACCCGUCGGUGAUGUUCCUCUACGACAACGGCGGAGGUUCCGAUGAAGUGAGCAAGAACAUGGAGGGUUUCCCUGGUGGCAACUUUGCCGCGAACCAGUGCAGGAAUCUGAUGGCGCACCCCGCGUCCCUGGCACCCAGCUCGGCGUACUCCUCCAGCGAGGUGCCCACCUCCGGCAUGGGCGAGCCAGUGAAGCAGUGCAGCCCGUGCUCUGCAGCCCAGAAUUCCUCCAGCGCGUCCCUGCCGUAUGGGUACUUCGGUAGCAGUUAUUACCCGUGCAGAAUGUCGCAUCACAGCAGCAUAAAACCGUGUGGCGCGCAGCCCCCCUCUGCGUACGGGGAGAAAUACAUGGACACAUCCGCCUCGGGCGACGACUUCGCCUCUCGGGCAAAGGAAUUCGCUUUUUACCCGACGUACCCCUCAGGCCCGUACCAACCUGUUCCCAGUUACCUGGACGUCCCGGUGCCAACUAUCAGUGCGCCGUCAGAAGCCAGACACGAGUCCCUGCUGCCUAUGGAGAGCUACCAACCGUGGACUCUCGCCACCAACGGCUGGAACGGCCAGGUUUACUGCGCCAAGGAGCAGCCCCAGCCCGGACACAUGUGGAAGUCCUCCAUACCAGACGCAGUGUCCCACAGCGGAGGAGACUCUGGCUCGUAUCGACGUGGACGAAAGAAACGCGUGCCAUACACCAAGGUGCAACUGAAGGAACUCGAGCGCGAGUACGCCGCCAAUAAAUUUAUCACGAAGGACAAACGGAGGAGGAUAUCCGCGCAGACCAACCUGUCCGAGAGGCAGGUCACGAUAUGGUUUCAGAACAGACGCGUAAAGGAGAAGAAAGUUGUCCACAAAUUGAAAACCAUCAGCUAGUUCUAUUUUUUUUUUCUAUUACGGACAACAUCUGUGGGAGAAACUACU